GCUCAUUGGUUUGGUAGGUAAUCCACUUCCAUAAAGAGAAACCAUGGAUUUGCAGAGAGAUCAGAGAAUGCAAUAUAUAUCUUCCUAGCAUGUCUGCAGUCCGUGUCUCGGUUUGACAACCAUCUGUCCCUAGAAGACGUUCCUCUGUUCUUCGAGAAGGUUGUAAAGAACAAUCUCCAAAAUGUCUGAAAAACGAAUGUCUAGUAGUAAAAAACACAGCCUGAAGAGCUUGAUGCUCGUGGUUGCAAAAGACUUACUAGAAGCGGAGAAAAUCGAGAAGGAGGACGAGAGGAUAAGAUACAUGGAAGAACAUUGUCCUCCGUUUUCAUGUCCAAGCUCCAAAGAAGAACUACAGGCGCUCUGCAAAGAGUUACAUGAAAAAAUCGAUGUUAUUGAUGAGGAGAGAUAUAUUCUUGAGCACAAAGCCAUCAUGGUCGUUAAUGAGGUCAAAGACUUAAAUAUCAAGAUCGUUGACCUGAAAGGCAAGUUCAAGAAGCCUCCUUUGAAGAAAGUGCGCAUGUCUGCUGACGCCAUGCUUCAGGCUCUUCUGGGCUCCAAGCACAAGGUCUCCAUGGAUCUGAGAGCCAACCUGAAACAAGUCAAGAAGGAGGUCAAAGAGGAGGAUAAGGAACUGCGUGAUGUUGGAGACUGGCGUAAGAACAUUGAGGAUAAGGCUGGUAUGGGUGGCAGGAAGAAGAUGUUUGAAACUGAAUCUUGAAGACGUUUAUAAGUAAUCCGCUGUGAUCAUUUCAAGACUUGGAUCUAAAUAAAAUGAUAAUAUAGUCCAUUGAAAUACCACACAUUGACUGUUUGCCAGAAUCAUACGUUUUCUAAAUAAACAACCCAACUAUAAUAAUUGUUGCUCUGUGCUUUCUUUUAAUUUUCUUUUUUUUUUUAUAAUUUAACCAUCACUGUAAUCUUAAAUUUCUUUAAUUAACAUGGAAUCAAAACACUUUUUACUUUUUAGUAGACAAAAGACUAUAGCUUAACGCAAAUUAAACAUCUGUGAAUGUUGUUAAAAAUAAAAUUGUAUUUACUAAAUUUUUUCAGUUUCAGUUGACCAAGCCCUCACAUUUUUCCAUCUUCAAACCACCUGAUACCAGUUUUACUGGUAUUUAUCUCAAAGUCCCACCAAACAUUAUUUUAUAUGAAAGAAGCAAUAAGGUUUAAUUUUGACUUUACACACAGAACUGUUUCUAAACUCUUAUUCAGUAUAACUAACUCACAUUCUAAACCAACUGCUGCUUGUUGUUUCAUCAUCAAGGUAAGAUUCCUUCCUUUUUAAAUAAAUAAAUACAAAGUUCUGUCAUGAAUCUCUAGAUGACACAGGCUGAUCGGUCAAAAAAAUCUUUCAAGAAGAUUGGAGAAACUUAUUUUGUCGCACACAAAAAAAAACCGGCAGUGUUACCCCUUUC
Molecule: messenger RNA, 1415 nt
Organism: Pimephales promelas (fathead minnow)
Lineage: Eukaryota; Metazoa; Chordata; Actinopteri; Cypriniformes; Leuciscidae
Gene: tnni2a.2
Product: troponin I type 2a (skeletal, fast), tandem duplicate 2
Biological process (GO): cardiac muscle contraction; skeletal muscle contraction
Cellular component (GO): troponin complex
Source: RefSeq, a predicted model, not a curated record